Molecule: messenger RNA, 2721 nt
Organism: Linum trigynum
Lineage: Eukaryota; Viridiplantae; Streptophyta; Magnoliopsida; Malpighiales; Linaceae
Source: the annotation of a GenBank genome assembly
UAUAGUAGCAAUUUUUCUUGGUAUGUAGUAAAUAAAUACUUGUGAUGCUGCAUACCAAACCAAUUAUUCGACGACAAAUAUUUAUGUUCCUAGGUAUCACAUUUCCAGUAGCCCCGAAGGUGGGCCAUUUAGGUAAAGUUACCAUAAACAUUUGAAGAUAAAUUCAUGUCAUAUUUGUUCCCAUAUAAAAAAAAAGAUUCAUGUCAUAUUUGAAGCAAUGUAAAUGCUAUAGGCAAAGUACCAAAGCUCAAAAUAGGUAAAAGUUUUUUUCCCCCACCAAAUUUGAAAAAAGGGAAAAAUAGUAAUUUCACUAAACUCAUUAUAAUACUGUUUAGGUUUUGUCUAGCAAUGUUUGUAAAAAAAAAGUCAUAUAUACAUAUAGUUGUUAAACCAAUAUUUAGAGUAAAGAGUAACUAGAAUUUUACGGGUCAAUAAUACUCGUUUUGGAAGAGGAGGAACUAGCAAUCAUAGCUCCGACUCCUUCCAAUAUUUGAGAAUUUUAUGUUCUGUUUCACUUCAUCAAUAAAUUUCUUUUCACUUUAUCUCUCACCAUGCUACUUCGCUAUUAGUCACUAACUAUUACAAAUUACUUCACUAUUUUUUAUUUUAUUUCCAAUGUUCAUGUAGCAUGUACAUACACAUAUUAUAUCCUCAUACCAAAUACAAAAAAGAAAGAGCAUUGCACCCUAAACUCCACCCCCUUAUUUUGUUAGGUUUACUUUCUGUGUGGGUGGUGGGGGUGGGUUUCAAUUUUCAUGGGACAGUGCUGGGAUUUUUGUUUCAAAGCUGAAUUAGGCAUUGGACAUGAAGUUAUGUACUUGUGUUUCAUUUCACGCAAAAUCACUUUGUGGGCAAUCCUCUCUCUUUUCCUCUGUUCCUUUUCCUUUCCCCUUUGAAAGGCCAACUGAGCAAUGGCUAUUUCUCUCCCUUUCCAACAUUAUUUCGAUUUCUGUUUGACUGACUAGUCUCCUUCACAUUCCAUUUCCGAGUUUCACCAUUAGGCUUCCUCUCAUUAAGUGAAUUGAUUGUGAUUGAUCAAUAUAUAUGUGAUGGAUUUGUAGAAAUCAAUGUAUUUCACAUGAGGAGUUUCCUACAGUAAUACACAAUUUGCUUGUAAGUUGAUAAGAUGGCUCUUCCUAUCCGGAUGAAACUCAUUGGAUAUCGUAUUAGAAUUGCAUACUACAGUGUUUGAAAUCAUAAUUUUUUGAUUCAAAAUUCGACAUCACAAUCACUCAAUUCAAAUACGAACCGGUUAUCUUACAUAAAAUUGAAGGUCAAAUACAAAAACUAGGAUUAAAAUAUUACCCAUUUUCUAAAACCCAAAUUCCAAAGCCAGAGAGAAACCACCCUAAGUAAAUACAAAGCCAUUAAUUGUAAUUUAAGUAAAAUUGCAAGUACCCAGAACAACAUUUAAUUAAACUAGGCAGCCCCAAUUCCCAACACCACCAUUGGACCGUGAAAGUCGAGAUCUUUUUAUAAAAAGUAAAAAACAACAUUCAUCAGAGCCGUGGGCUUCCAUUCCAAACAACAGUAAUUUUCUCAAAUUUUUAACUUUUUACCCCAUCCAUAGUAAAUAAAUGAACCUCCAUUCCAUCACUCUCCCCUUCCUUUUUCCCAUCCCGGCCCCUACCAUAAAACUUGCUUACUUGCAUGUCAUAUUGUCACUCCCAUGGCGAAAGAGAGACAUUUUAUAUAAAGCUGACACAUUUCUUUCCUCCCGCAGCAGCUACCUAGCCGGCCGGUGAUCAGAGCAAUUAGUCACCCAUAAAAAUAAAAAUGGAACUACAAAGCUGGUCGGCGCCGCCGCCGGCCACUAGGCGGAAGAACGGAUGCAGCGGCGGCGACCAUCAUGACGACAAUCAUAGAGCUAGAGGGGCGUCUCCGCGGAACGACGACGUAUCGGAAUGCUGCUGCAGCCCGUCGUGCACGGCGGGGGCGAUAGCCGACUGCGUGGCGCUCUGCUGCUGCCCCCUCGCCGUCGUCAACUUCCUGGCCCUCGCAUUCGUCAGGAUCCCCUGGACGGUGGGGCGGCGCUGCAUUGGGACGAUCCGGCGGAACAGGAAGAAGAAGAAGAAGAAGAAGAAGAGGAAAGGUGCGCUGAUGAUGGAAAUGGUGACGUCAGCCGGCGGCGUCGGGCGGGGUGACUUGGAAGAAGAAGGGAGUAGUGGGAGUGGUGGAAAUGGGGAGGAUGGGGAUGUGAUAUACGUGGUGGAGAGGUCGGACGGCAGCCGGAGCUUGAGGAUGGUCGGGGAUAUUGACGAGGAAGAUGUCGCCGGCGGCGGUGGCGGGGGGCGGCGGAGGAGCGCGAAGUAUGAGGCGGAGAAGGUUUGGUUGGAGCUCUACCAGGUUGGUCAUUUGGGCUUUGGUAGGGUCUCUUUCACUGGAAUCUCCACAACCCUCUCUUGAUUACUUCCACUUACAAUAAUUAUAUGGAUUAACGCUAAUUAAAUUACCAUUAUAUUUUCCCACCCUUUGUAAAUCUUCGUUUUUUGGGCUCAUCUCAGAAUGUGAAAUGGGCUCCUAACGACGUUGGUAGAUGGUAAUUGUGGUUGAUUGAAGAAAAUGCGGUAAGUAAGAGGAAAAUCGCCUAAUUAAUGAAUGAAUGAUGGUUCGUAUUAGUAAUUUUUACUUUACCAUCGGGGAAUUGAUUAGUGCAUGCAAGUGGUUCUCUUCAUGACCUUCAUGUUGAUCACAAAAGUGUAAUAAUACUAAGCAUGGACA